ACAAAUAUGACUGUGGAGAUGACACAUUGACGCUGACAUGGACCACAGCACUGUAUGUUAUUUGGCUCAUGCCGUUUGAAUUACCAUUAAGGGACGCAUCUGAGUGGAAGAGACCGCCCCAGUAUCCGCUGCUGCAUCCAACUCGCUUUCACACUUGGGUUCAUUCACACACACUUUUCCCACCGGGAUGGAGCCGCUUCAGCCAGCGCGCAGAGCCAACGGGGAGCACGCACGCUUCCACACGUCGGCACACAUGGCUGCAAAUUUAUGGCGAACAUUUUGCACGUUUAUCUGGAUAAUAACACUAGUUUCAAGUUCGAGGACGAGGAUUUAUCCACCAAACGAAGUGACCCUGCUGGAUACCAGGACAGUGCCAGGAGAGCUGAAAUGGGCAGCCAGUCCUUCAGAGGGAGGGUGGGAGGAGGUGAGUAUUAUGGAUGAGAAGAACAUCCCCAUCAGAACGUACCAGGUGUGUAACGUCCUAGAACCCAGUCAAAACAACUGGCUGAGGACAGACUGGAUUCCUCGGUCCGGCGCUCAGCGGGUCUAUGUCGAAGUCAAGUUCACACUGAGAGACUGUAACAGCCUACCAGGGGUCACCGGCACCUGCAAGGAGACAUUCAAUCUGUACUACCACGAAUCAAACGAAGACAGGGAGAGUUACAUCAAAGAGAGCAGCUUCAUUAAGGUGGACACUGUGGCAGCAGACGAGAGCUUCACCCAGGUGGACGUUGGAGACCGCAUCAUGAAACUGAACACUGAGGUGCGAGACGUAAAGGUCACGACCCGCAAAGGCUUCUACUUGGCCUUUCAGGAUGUUGGCGCGUGCAUCGCGCUAGUUUCCGUCAGGGUGUUCUACAAAACCUGCCCGCUCACCAUCCGUAACCUGGCAACUUUUCCCGACACCGUUACCGGAGCUGAUACGUCCUCCUUAGUGGAGGUCAGGGGGUCUUGUGUCAACCAAUCAGAAGAGAGAGAGGAGCCUAAAAUGUACUGCGGUGCGGAUGGAGAGUGGUUAGUUCCCAUUGGUGGAUGUCUCUGCAACCCAGGAAAUGAAGAUAAGGGCGGAGCAUGUAAAGCCUGUUCUGUUGGUUUCUACAAAGCCCGGUCGUCAGAUGCAGGAUGCUCCAAGUGCCCCCCACAUAGCCACUCACUCAGAGACGGAGGAACUGUCUGUGACUGCCACUCUGGAUUCUUCCGCGCCGACAGCGACCCUCCCUCUAUGGCCUGUACCCAGCCACCCUCAGCGCCGCAACAGCUCAUCUCAGUUGUGAAUGAGACCUCGGUGGUCUUGGAGUGGGCCCCUCCUCGCCGCCUGGGAGGCCGAAGUGACACCAGCUACAGCCUGGAGUGUCUCAUCUGUCAAACAGGCAGCCACAGUCAUACUGGCGGCAAAGCCCUCCCCAGGAAUCGCAGCGUCACCCAGCCUGAAGCUCAGCACAGUGGCUUGGGCAUGCAGUCAGACCAGGGGAUUGUAGGAUCUGAGGUCCAUACAGGGAGAGGUGUCUUCCAGAGCAGACCAGUACCUGAAGAUGACCCGAGACUUGGCUCUGGCUCCGGCUCCCAGCUCUGCCUGCCCUGUGGCUCCGAUGUGCUCUUCUCUCCCGGCCAGACCGGCCUGAAGACCACAAGGGUGGUGGUGAGCGAGCUGAGGGCCCACACGCACUACACCUUCAUUGUCCACUCACGCAAUGGGGUCUCCCAGUCCAGCGGUGCAGGGGCAGCGCAGAGUGUGUCCGUCACCGUUACAACCAACCAAGCUGCUCCCUCUCCGGUGUCGUCCAUCCAGGCCACCGAUGUCACCAGGCACAGUUUGUCGUUGUCCUGGCAACAGCCGGAUCGACCCAACGGGGUCAUCCUUGAAUACGAGGUCAAGUUCUAUGAAAAGGAUCAGAAAGAGAGGUCCUACCGCAUAAUGAGGACCUUUUCUCGCAGCGUGGAUGUCACAGGUCUCAACCCCCUCACUGUGUACGUGUUUCAUGUGCGCGCUCGCACAGCUGCUGGAUAUGGAGAGUUCAGUGCUCCAUUUGAAUUCUCCACCAACUCAGAUCCCUUCCCCCUGAUUGGUGAAGGCGUUAACUCAGCCUUCCUGCUGCUGUCUGUCAGCGGGGUUGGAAUUUUACUGCUGAUAUCUGCAGCUGUCUUCAUCAUUAGCCGCAGGAGGAGCAAGUACAGUAAAACAAAGCAGGACUCAGAGGAGGAGAAACAUCUUAACCCAGGGGUCAAAAUCUACGUGGACCCGUUCACCUAUGAAGACCCUGAUCAGGCUAUCCACGAGUUUGCCAAGGAGAUUGAUGUUAGCAGUAUUCACAUUGAGAGAGUUAUUGGCAUGGGAGAGUUUGGGGAGGUGUGCAGUGGUCGGCUGCGUGUGCAGGGAAAGAGGGAGAUCUACGUGGCCAUCAAGAGUCUGAAGGCGGGAUACUCAGACAAACAGAGGAGGGACUUCCUGUCUGAGGCCUCCAUCAUGGGACAGUUUGACCAUCCGAACAUCAUCAGGCUGGAGGGUGUCGUCACGAGAUGCAAGCCGCUGAUGAUCAUCACAGAAUACAUGGAAAAUGGAUCCCUGGAUGCUUUUCUUCGUAAACACGACGGCCAGUUCACGGUGAUCCAGCUGGUCGGCAUGCUGCGUGGCAUCGCCUCAGGUAUGAAGUACCUGUCAGACAUGAGCUACGUUCACAGAGACCUGGCAGCGCGGAACAUCCUGGUCAACAGCAACCUGGUGUGUAAGGUGUCGGACUUUGGCCUGAGUCGGGUUCUGGAGGACGACCCAGAGGCUGCCUACACUACAAGGGAGGCCACUGGGACUUACCUUUCUCCUGGAGGGAAGAUCCCCAUCAGAUGGACGGCCCCAGAGGCCAUAGCCUACAGGAAGUUCACCACAGCCAGUGAUGUGUGGAGUUACGGCAUCGUUAUGUGGGAGGUGGUUUCAUACGGAGAGAGACCCUACUGGGACAUGAACAACCAGGAUGUGAUUAAAGCGAUAGAAGAGGGCUACCGCCUGCCUGCUCCGAUGGACUGUCCCGUGGUUUUGCACCAGCUCAUGUUGGAUUGUUGGGAGAGGGAGCGAGCGGAGAGACCCACCUUCAGCCAGAUACUCAACAUGCUGGAUAAACUAAUCCGUAACCCUGGGACCCUGCGCCGGACAGGAGGGGACAGACCCACACCCACCAUGCUGGAGUCAGGGGUGGGUUCAGAGGUGUGUGUGUCAGUCGUACCAGAGGUGUGUGUGCCUGAGUGGUCGGUGUGCGAGUGGCUGCAGUCCAUCGGGUUGGAGAGGUACAGAGACACUCUGGCGGCAGCAGGAUACACCAGCCUUGACAGCCUACUGGCUCUCACACACCAGGAGAUGGACAGACUCGGAGUAAUCACACCGUCACACCAGGACAUACUACUUGCCAGUGUGCAGCAAGAAAUGUUGUCUCAAAUGCAGCACAUGCAACACACAAUGGUUCCAGUCUGAACCUCAGAACGGAUACAAACCUGUUUCGAGAAGAAUUUCAUUUACCUCAUUCAUGCACUUUAAGAGGGACUUUUCACCAGACGAAAUACAAGGCGUGGAUUUAAGUGAAAAUACGAAGUGAGAAGAAGAGAAAGAGAGAAAAGCAGCACUUUUGUGAACUUCCAUCCUGUGGAGUUUUCUAAAAAAAAAGACUGAAAAAAAAAAAAAACAAUGAUCAGGACGUGGCCACAGAUAGCAUUAAGCUACUGAGAGCUUAGACUGAAGGCUCAUCCUCUCAGCCAUUUUUCAUUAUUUUAUUAUUGUUUUGUGAAGGCUGACAUGUGAUGCUGUGCAUAAGCAGAAUGGCUUCCAACUUUUUUUCUUUCGCUGCUUUGGGCUUGACUUGAAUAAAAUGUGUUUUAUGUUUGCUUGUAUGUCUUUGUGAGUGUGUGCAGGUAUGUGUGUUUGUGUGUGUGUGUGUGUGUGUGUGUGUGUGUGUGUGUGUGUUUGUGUGUGUGUGUGUGUGUGUGUGUGUGUGUGUGUGUGUGUGUGUCUGUGGUGCGUAGUUUGAAUCCACACAACGUGGAAACUCCCUUGUCAAGGCAUCAGCUAUCUUUGAAUAUUCUGAAUAUGCAAAGUUACCAGAGUGAGUGGGAAGAGCCGGACAGAAUGUACCAUUACAAUCUCUUACUAGUUUCAUACUGGAAGAUCAUACUAACUAACUAUGUGAUUUAUUUGUGUUUUUUUAUUCAUUUUCUUUUUCUUUGUUUUUUACUUGUAUGAAUUAUUGUUUCUGUUGAAUUAGACAUUUAGAUUAGUAUGUUGUCCAUCUGUGUCUGUGAAUAUGUCCCUUGUUUGAUGCUAAACAUUAGCUACAUGAAGCAUUUUGUUUAUUUAUGUUUGUUUUUUUUUUUAUCUAGUUUGUACAUUGUAAAAUAGAAACACUGAGGAGAUAUUGUAAUGAUUGCCAUAUUGCAUUGCAAUAAAUGCCAAAACCCAUCUAUUUAUGUAGGGUUUAAUCUUGUUUGAACAGAAUAUUUGCAUUGUAAUGUGUUUAAUGGACACUAUAUAUUAUAAUUAGAGUGUCAAGUGGAGCCUGGAGCGCUUUAUGUUUAUCAUUUCUGAGUUUGGCAGAAGAAAUUGUCCUCUGUGAAAGUUGAGACUUAGUCAGAGGUGUCUGUAACAACGAAAACAACUCCUGAAGAACACCCAGCUGAAAUGCUGCUGGUGUAAUCACACAGUGUUGGGUGUGUGUGUGUGUGUGUGUGUAUGUGUGUGUGUGUGUUUGUGUGUGGAAGAGAGGACAGACACAGAGAGAAGAAAGUAAAAGAAAAAAGCUAUAGGGAAAAAGAGAGCUUGAAUUAAAAGGAGAGAAAAUUAAGAGUGGGCUGUCACUGUGAGCGUCUGUGUGGCAUCAUGUUUUUGUCAGAUAAAUUGGGCUGAGUUUGCAGCGCAAACUUGUCGAAUCAGCAAACAUCUGUCUCCCACUACACUACCACAUUUACACUUUCAUUCACACACACACACACACACACUAGGGAGUUGAUUGGAGGAAGCCUUUGAUACAUAAAGGAAGAGAAGAUGUGAUCUGAUUUUCUGGCAAAAAUGUCAAUGUUUUUCUAGCCUAAUGAGAGAUGCCUGCAUACACACAAGUGAAUGCACAAACACACACACACACACACACACACACACACUCACAUACCACCCCCCUGCCUCACUCCAAAUACAUCCAAAUCACACACAGCAAACAAAAUGCUGAUGGUGGUUAAUGAGGCAGAUGCCUCUGAGUAAGAGACAGAGGGGGGUAAGAGAGACAGAGGGAGAGAGUUGGCUUGGCCCGGGGCAAUGAAACAGACAGCUUCUGUCAAAUAAUGAGACACUGACACCACAUUUAGCAGGUAACCUUUUGUGAUGAUGCAUCACACACUGAACUCUGAAUGACAUCUGUUCCUGUAGAAAAUAACUUUGGGCAAACAGUGGAUAAACUAAAUAUUGACUGUUUCAGACUUACCUGUGUGGUUUCUAGUCCUGCCAGCAGCAUGACGCUAUGGAUGAGAAUGUUGGUCAGUCCACCACUGCUGUCCAGACUGAAAUAUCUUAACAGCUAUUGGAUGAAUUGACAUUGGUCACAAGAGGAUGACUCCUACUGACUUUGGUGAUCCACUGACUUGGCAUGUAGCACCACCAUGGGGUAACGUGUUUUUAUUUUAUUGUAAUGUCUCAACAACAAUCGAAUGCGAUGAUAAGCAAUGCUAUAUAUAUGCCUUAUGCUAAUUAGCAAAUGUUAGCAUGCAAAACUAAGAUGAUGUAUAUUGUAAACACUGCUCUUGCUAAACAUGUUACCAUUGCCAUCGUGACAGUUAGCAUGACAAUGUCACUACUUCCUAUAGCCUCAAAGGGCCGCUAGUACGUAGACUCUUGAAAAGGUCCACAUAAAUACAAACAGACACAAAUACACACCCUGUAUUGUAUCAGAGGAGUGUUUACUGAAGCUAUGCCGUGUCAGGAUUCAAUAAAUGGAAAAGUGCUCCUCUC
Messenger RNA from Seriola aureovittata, 5974 nucleotides. Its product is annotated as ephrin type-A receptor 4-A-like. Gene Ontology annotation, molecular function: protein binding; ATP binding; transmembrane-ephrin receptor activity. Gene Ontology annotation, cellular component: neuron projection; plasma membrane. The coding region runs from base 188 to 3460 and encodes 1090 amino acids. The record is from RefSeq and is a predicted model, not a curated record. The transcript has 19 exons. NCBI's taxonomy places the organism in Eukaryota, Metazoa, Chordata, Actinopteri, Carangiformes, Carangidae. Gene Ontology annotation, biological process: cell surface receptor protein tyrosine kinase signaling pathway; protein phosphorylation; axon guidance.